AUGGGAGGCGAACUUGGGCGGAUUAUGCGCAGAAUCUCGAGGCCUCAAGUCCAAAUCCGCCAACGCGCGCAGACACUAUCCGGAGCCAUGUACUUGACGAGGGCUCUAUAAUUAUGCAGGCCAUCGCUGCUGUCUCUUCUUCAGCUUUCCAACCCGAAUCUAUAAUAAUACCGAUUCCGCCAGCCACAGAUAAAGCAGUAAAGCAGAUCCUCUUGGGCCUAGAAAUUAUAGUCAGAUCAAGCAAAUUCCCCCUUUUGGAAGGACCAAUCAAUGCUAUGAAAAUGGUGGUGUCGGCAGAGCUCAAGCGUGAAGAGGGACAAGAUGUAAAUGCACUGCGACUUGCUUUGACAGCUCUCGAGAGUGUCACACCUCUGCUUCAACUGCAAUCCAUACAGAAUACGAAUGAGGAUGCAUCCAACUUCGCUGGGAGAGUCUCGAAUAUCGCGGCCGAGUAUGCGAUCGAUGUCAAUUACUGUGAGAAGGCCAUUGGGCGUAUUUAUGCAUCUCCACUGAGUGAAGAUAAAGCAAACUCAGAGACCUCAGCCCCCGAUCCCAAUCAGAAUUCUACACCCCCACCUGCGAAUGGCGUGGACACGUCGUUGUCAGGAACUACUGGAGUCGAGAAAGUCCCGAGUCUUUCCAAAUUCGACGACAUCACCGCUCGGCUGAAGCAGUGGAAAGAAGAUUUUGAACUUUGCCUUACUGUUCACUCUGAAAGAGGGCUUCGACGAUUCAGAGCAGCAGCGAUCACUAUUCUGAACAAUAUUCACCGGAACGACUCUCAAUCUCCUGGCCUGUGUUAAAGGGAAAACGCCUCCUACGCUUGGAGUACGUUCGCCUUCGUGCAAAGCAAUAUUUAUUAGAACAAGCGGAAGCCCUUUGGAACAUUGGAAUUGGGAUUUCUGAUGAAGAUGAAGCCAAGCUCGAACAGUUGAGGCCCAAAUGGUGCCCAAAGAUAAGCACUUUUGGGAUUCCCUUGCUGUAUUGGAGCGUCGGCGUAUCUUGGCCCAUUUGUGGCAGGAUUGCGAUGUUUGCAAAUCGGUUCCCAUUUUAGGACCACGUUGGCGUUGUCUCCUCUGCAACGGUGC
Cantharellus anzutake is the source of this 1088-nucleotide messenger RNA. RefSeq lists its product as uncharacterized. The transcript is spliced from 5 exons. NCBI's taxonomy places the organism in Eukaryota, Fungi, Basidiomycota, Agaricomycetes, Cantharellales, Hydnaceae. The coding region runs from base 114 to 803 and encodes 229 amino acids. The record is from RefSeq and is a predicted model, not a curated record.